CAUAGCUCAGUCUGUGGUGCUUUCUCGCCUCAGUAUUUUCACGUAGUCUCUAGGUACUUCAGUGAAGUAUCUGUGUUCCUCACCAUCGAUCGCUGCAUCUAUCUCUACGCAACCGCUCGCUUCGCCUACCAGAUACGUCAUCAGCAUGGCGCUCGCUGCAGUGUCGUCCAACGGCAUUUCGCGCGGGCUGGCGACUCCCGAGGCGGCUGGGGUUUCUAAGACCACCGUCUCUCAGGCCAAGUCAGUCAACUUUCUUUCCCCCCGGCGCACAUCCCUCUCCUCCGCCAAGCCCCUCUCCGCCUCUUCCCCGCAUCAACGCCUUCCGCGGUUCCGCCCCGCGCAGCCAGUAGCCGCGGUCGCGGCGGAGACCUCCUCCGCGGAAGGCGACUCCGCGGACGUCCCCCCGCCGGGGUGCUCUCGCAUCAAGAUCGAGCUAGCGCGGCCGCUGGGGAUGGUUCUAGAGGAGCGCGCGGGGGGGAUUUUCGUGGCGGAGGUUGCGCGCGGGGGGAACGCGGAGGCUGCGGGGGUGGUGGACGCGGGCGACCAGCUGAUUGCGACGAGUGCGAUCGUGUACGACGACAGCGACUCGUACGGCGGCGUCGUCGUGAAGAAGGGCAUGCGCGUCGUACGGUUCAACGUACGCGGCGAGUCGUUUGACACGGUUAUGGCUGCAAUCAGCACACAUCCCUCGUAUCUCAAGGUCGCCAUAGAGCUGCAGAAGUGCAUGCCUCUCACCAGGGACCCCACCACCUCGUAGAUUCUGUCCUUACCUUCUCAUCAAACCUCCAGGCUAUCUAGAAACUAGAUCCUUUAUUUUUCCCGUUUCUUAUGCUGAAAAUGCGCGAGUGUCAGCUGUGCCUUCAGUAAUCUAUUGGCCUUUCCUGUCUCAUUGGCUUUCCGUGGGCCGUCUGCGUUGGGCCGUGGGCCAUGGUGUGGAACUCACCCAGCCUGUAUGGGAACAACCAGGGGGAGGGGGGUUCUUUUCCAAGCAGUGGCGGAUGGGUACAAUCAUGACUGGCUCACGAGGGGUCCGUCAUUGUUGCUAAGAAUCUGGUUAGGGUAGAAGGAAAGUAUCAGAAUUAGAGAAGUGAAUGAUAGAGAGA
Closterium sp. NIES-67 is the source of this 1103-nucleotide messenger RNA. NCBI's taxonomy places the organism in Eukaryota, Viridiplantae, Streptophyta, Zygnematophyceae, Desmidiales, Closteriaceae. The record is from the annotation of a GenBank genome assembly.